CGCGCGUGUGCGCCGCAUUUUCCCGCCAAGCGCGAUACGCGCACACGCGUCCUGGAUUCCAAUUUCAAACGUUUAAAAAAAGCGGCUUAAAACAGUUUACUUUUUUUAUAAGUAUAGAAAAGUUUGGUGAUUAAAAAGUUUUGUUUACUUUUUCCAUCCAUCAAAAAAGUUUGUUAAUUGAAAAAGUUUUUAAAGUAAUCGUAACUUUAGCGACAAGUUUGAAUAACGCUUUUUUACAUAAAAAAAAAAAACACUGAAAAAGUUUGAUGAUACAAAACAGUUUUUGUACUUACUAUUAAAAAACCUAACUUUACCAGAUUAAAAAAAAAGUUUUGGGGUUAAAAGUUACGUAAUAAGUUUGGUGUUCUCAUUAGCUUUUUAUACAUGGAACAAUAUUAAAAGUUUUGUGUUAUUACGUACCUACGUAUAUAAGAAAGCAUAUUAUUUCACAAAGUGACUUACAAAGACUUUCAAGUUUAAAAUAAACAAACUUCGUUCAUUUGGUUAGAAGAGCUUUUGGUAUUCCGUUUUUCUAAGACAAUUUUAAAAAGAAAAUGUAUGGGAUUUCGAUGGGUUCUGUUGCCGCUGCGUCAGGAGCGGCGCGGUAGUUUGUGUUGUGCGGUGUCGUGAUGGUGCCAGCAUGUGGACGCUCGGCCUGCUGCUGCUGCUACUGAGUGAGGCCCUCGCCCGCAACGGCAGCUUUGUGGCCUUCAACAAUGUGUGGACAGUCCACUACCCAGCACGCAAGUCCAACGUUCGCCGGCAGAGCACCUUCCCGCCCUCCACACCGUUCCCCUGCCAGGACUCCAUACGAUGGGGCCGCAGCAGGCAGGUCCCCACGUCCGUCCACCGGCUGAGGCCAGGGGACAUAGACGUGGUGGCUGCGAUAGGUGACUCCUUGGUCGCUGGUAGCGGGGCGCUUGAGGAGUUUGCCCUCGGAGCCAUCGUGGAGUAUCGAGGAGUCUCGUGGUGUGCAGGUGGUGACAGCACCUGGCGGGAAUACCUGACGCUGCCCAACAUCCUCAAGGAGUACAACCCCAAUCUUCGCGGCUACUCCACGGGUACGGGAGAGUGGCUCGCGAAGAACUCUCGGCUCAAUGUGGCCUUUCCUGUCGCUUCUGAUCAGGACGCUUACAAGCAGGCUAAGAUCCUCGUAGCCCGCAUCCGCUCGUCGCCUGACAUCGACGUGUCGCGCGACUGGAAGAUGAUAACAGUCUUCAUCGGCGCCAACGACCUCUGCUCGGCCUCCUGCCUGUCCCCCGUGGCGUGGUCCCCAGCCGCACACGCCAGGAAGCUGGCCAAGGCGCUCGACUACUUCCACAAACAUUUGCCCAGGACUAUCGUCAACCUUAUACCUGUACUAGACGUGUCAGUGUCAGUACGGGUACUACGGCCGCUCAUGUGUCGCCUCAUGCAUCCUCUGUUCUGCACGUGCUUCCACCGAGGCGGAGGAGAACUGCUGGACCUGGUGCGGCAGGCGAGGCGGUACCAGGCUGCGGAGACUGCUCUAAUAGACUCCGGCCGAUACGACACGCGCGACGAUUUCACGGUGGUGGUGCAGCCGUUCAUGCGGUUGUUCAACGCGCCGAUGCCGCCGACUCAACCGUUGUCACUCGUCAUCCACCAGUCCUACAUCACUCAUGACUGCUUCCACUUCUCGCAGAAGGGGCAUGCACUUGCUGCGAACCUUCUGUGGAACAACCUGCUGGAGCCGGUGGGCAACAAGUCGGACAACGUGCCUCCCGUACUGAUGCACUCCUUCCGCUGCCCCUCGCGCCGCUCGCCCUUCAUCUUCACUGCCAAGAACUCGCAAGAGUUCUUUAGGACUGGCCAACAGGAGGGCGCUUUUGACUCACUAUGACUAGGAUG
Molecule: messenger RNA, 1869 nt
Organism: Maniola jurtina (meadow brown)
Lineage: Eukaryota; Metazoa; Arthropoda; Insecta; Lepidoptera; Nymphalidae
Product: phospholipase B1, membrane-associated-like
Exons: 7
Coding region: 641-1861 (406 amino acids)
Biological process (GO): phospholipid metabolic process
Molecular function (GO): glycerophospholipase activity
Source: RefSeq, a predicted model, not a curated record